Molecule: messenger RNA, 2021 nt
Organism: Stomoxys calcitrans (stable fly)
Lineage: Eukaryota; Metazoa; Arthropoda; Insecta; Diptera; Muscidae
Exons: 5
Coding region: 288-1793 (501 amino acids)
Source: RefSeq, a predicted model, not a curated record
UGCUAAAUAUUUCUAGCCAAAUGCUGUCUACACACUUUUGAGAGGAAGUGUUGGACAGUUGUUGCCAUUGAUAAUGAAAUUCCAGAUAAAGAAAUAAAAGCUCAACAGUCAUAAAAUCAAAAAAAAAAAAACACAUACAACUCGCAGUUAGUGAAAAUAAUUAUGUGGAAUAGAAGCAGGAAUAAACAUUUAAAGCUUGUGGAUGUCAUCAUCCAACUAGAUAACACCAUAAAACAGAAGUUGCUAAUUAUUGAGCAUAUAACGAAGACACCAAUAACUUUGAAACUAUGUCAACAUUUGGCCCAGAAUUCGACAAGGUAUGGCCGGAGGCCAGCACAGCUCUACAGCUUACCGAAUUUGGCAAAGAAAUAUUGGAGCAAUGUGCAUCUGUUGAAAAACCACAGCAAAACGUUUUGGACAUAGAAAAAUUCAAAAGAAAGUCAUCCAGAUUUCCCUUGGAGUUUGUCCACAAUCCCUUUAGUAUUACAAACCAACCCAAAGACCGAUAUCCUAAUAUAGAGAAACAAAUUGUUUCAGCCUACCCGCUGAUACACGAAAGAGUGCUACAAUUGUAUUUGGAUUUCUUGGAACAUAAAUGCCUAUAUUGCAAUAAUAAAGAAAAAGAGAUCUAUCAAAAUAUAAGUUUAACCGCUUUCGUGCAAAGGUUGUUGACGAAACGCUGUGCAAGUUUCUUUGGCAAAAAUGACAAAUAUCUUUUGGUAAGCGGCGAACGCGGUUGCAGUAGUUUUAUGGAUGUGGGCACAGCACAUGAAAAAUCUCCAUUGCUUUUGAAAAAUGUCUUAAGUUAUGAUGAAAUCAAGCUUUCAGCAUUUUUAUCAGUGUCCUCCCACUCGGAAUUUCUAAAUAGUGGUAACCGUUACAAUUGCAGGAAAAUUGAGAAACACAAGUAUGCGAUUGAAAGAGAGGGUGUUGUAAUAGGGUUAACUGGACCAAGAUUAACACGGCCAGAAAUUAUGGAUUACCAAGACAUCAUUAUAGCAAAAACCCAAAAUACCAAGGAAAAGGGUUAUGGUUUUGGCUUCGAUGAACAUCCUGACUGCCGUGUGAAGGACUAUCGCCAAUUGUGGAAACGGUUUUAUGAGGAGCCCGACUAUUUACAUGCCAAUGUAAAAAUAGAUAAUAUACGCUUUGGUCCCAGCAAGAAUUCCGAAGAAAUUCUCGAUAGUUUGAUUAUGAAAAAACGCUAUGCUAUAUCAUUUGACACAUUGCUAUUGGAGAGUGAGGCUCGAGCCAAAGAAGCUGGAAAACAGGCCUUUGUCCAUGUAAUGGGCAUAGGGCUGAGUCGUCUAUGGAAAGCCACUGACCAACAGGAAAAGAUUUUUCUAAAGGCCUUUAUACAACGUGUCCAAUAUUUGCUGCCUAAACUGCAGCACAUCGACGUCUUGCAUUUUUCCAUGUUCCAUCUCGGCAAAUGGGAUGAAUUAACAGAUGGAACGGUAAUAGAAUCGCCAACCCAUCCUUCGGGAGGCAUCAAAAUGUUUUUGUCAAAAAGAAAUCCCUCGGAAAAUUUGAAAACCCGAGGAUUUGGCAAUAGGCUUUUGAUAGUAUCAUAUGCAAGUGAUGGAAAUGCUUUGCCAGGAAACGAAUUUUGGAUGGGUUGUUUUAAUACCUCCAGUAACGCUUCGACCGCAUGGAGCACUUUAGUAACUGAAAUUCACAAUCCACACAUCAACACCGAGUGGGUCAAUGGUGACAAUUUACACAUAGCCACCGAAGAAUAUGGAGUGAUGCAUAUAUCGGAAUAUGCCAAGAAAAAAUUGUUACACGUCUAAAGGGAUUUGUUUGCAUUUCAAGUUGACUAUUUAAAGUAGAAAAGCAUAUUCUAAUUCGGAACAAAUUAAACCAACCAAAACCAAACUAAACAGUUAAUUGCCGAAAUCUAACUAAACCCAAAGUUUUAAGACUGAGAUAGGGAUAAUAAAUCUUGAGGUGGAUAAACCUUUUUUCAGUUAUCAAUUCGUAGUAAUACUUUAAUAAAAUAAUCGUAUAUAAAAUAUCAA